AGGAAGUUCGAAACCAUCUGAGCCGUACACGUCAGCAACGGGGCCGAAAUCAACCGUCCUCGUUGUUUCACGGCUUUCGUGUACGCGGGAACCCGCUCGGCCCCUUUUAACUCGCGGGCCUUCUUCGUCCCCUCCGGUAGCACUCUCGCCGUGAAAAAAGCGCCCCCUCCCGGCUGAUCCGCGACCCUCGGGGAGUCCACCACCGAGUCGCUUCCCUGAGUCUCCCUCGGAUCACACGCCCUCGCCCCCAGGUCCAGGAAGGAGCAGCGAAUUUAGGUGCCGAUUCCCUCCCGAGCUCGCGGGAGACUUGUCGUUGGGUGACGGCGGAAGGAACACCGCCCCCCUCUUUUUCUUCCUCUCCUGUAAUCGCUCUUCCGGGAAUUGUGAGUGGUUUCAGUAUCCGGAAUAUCGUUUUUGAGUUUUCUUGUUUUUCAUGGAAUGGUCUGGGUCCUUGUUGCGGGUGUGAUUGGUUCGGGAUUGAGGACUUCCCAGUAAUUGAAGUGGCAUUAGCGUAGUCGUUGUUUGUGAUCAGGAAUUUUGUGGUUCGGAACCAUAAGGGUCGGUAGCUUGGUGUGGUAGUGGUUUAAUUAGGUUUUUUGGAGUCUUGGAGAUGGUCAUUGUUAGGGUCACAUCGUCUGGAGAGGUUAGGUUGAAGGCGUUCUUCUUCUUGCUUUGUGUAAUGGGAACACCGCAGGGGCAACAAAUUACAGUCUUAUCUCGUGGAUUCCGUUUUGUUUUAUCAAUUAGCUGAGUCCGAGUGUAUAUAGUUCGAGUAAUCUGCGGGAGGGUAGGAAUUCCUUUUUUCUUUUUUUCCUUCCCCUUCUUGCUUCCCUUAAUCUUGUCAGAAGAGCUUGGGUUUCAUAACUUUAUAGAGCGCGAAGUUAUGCAGCUGAAUUCCUGUUGAGUCCAUAUUUAUUGCAUUAAAAGAUUGCAAGCUAUGGCGCAGAGCAACUGGGAAGCGGACAAAAUGCUCGAUGUGUAUAUUUAUGACUAUCUCUUAAAACGAAAUCUGCAUGCUUCCGCUAAAGCGUUCAUGGCAGAAGGGAAGGUCGCUGCUGAUCCCGUAGCAAUCGAUGCCCCUGGGGGUUUUUUAUUCGAAUGGUGGUCUGUCUUCUGGGACAUUUUUAUUGCGAGGACGAAUGAGAAGCAUUCAGAGGUUGCAGCUGCUUACAUAGAGGCCCAACAGAUGAAAGCCCGGGAACAUCAACAACAAAUGCAGAUGCAGCAAUUGCAGAUUAUGCAGCAAAGGCAUGCUCAAAUGCAGCGGAGAGAUGCUAGUCAUCCUCCACUCCCUGGCUCAAUAAAUGGUAUAGGUUCUGACAGAGUGCUGGGACAGUCUACAGCCAGUGUUUUGGCAGCCAAGAUGUAUGAAGAUCGCAUGAAACACCCAAAUUCCAUGGACACGGAGCCAUCUCAGCAGCUAUUUGAUGCAAAUAGGAUGGCCCUCUUGAAAUCAUCAACAAAUCAGGGCCAGUUGGUUCAAGGAACACCUGGCAAUGCAUCUGCUUCUCUGCAACACAUUCAAGCACAGACACAACAACCUGUGGAUAUCAAACCUGAUGUCAGUUUGGCUGCAACCCAAAGGCCCUUGUCAGUGGAUCCAUCCAUUUAUGCAUCUGGGAUUCUGCAUACGAAAAGCCCAGGACUGAAUCAGGGUGCUAGUGGUCUUCCACUAAAUGGUUGGCCAUUGACUGGGAUUGAUCAGCUUAAACCUAACCUUGGUCAACAAGCACAAAAGUCUUUCAUGCAAACUCAAAACCAGUUUCAACUUUUGACAGCACAGCAGCAACAUCAGCUUUUAGCACAGGCUCAAGUCCAAGGAAGCAUAGGAUCAGCAGGUUCACCAAAGCACAGCGACAUGGAUCCCCGAAGACUCAGAGCACUACCACGAGCGGGUUUGAAUGGGAAAGAUGGGCAAGCCACUGGAAAUGAUGGAUCUAUAGGCUCUCCUCUGCAGUCUGGUUCGCCAAAGGUUAGAGGUCCUUCACAGGAUCAAGCAGAACUUCUUUUGAAGAUGAAGAUGGCCCAGAUACAACAAUCUUCAGGACAUCAGCAACAGCCUGACCAGUUGCAGCAGCAGCAAAUACAGCAGAACAACAGGAAAAGAAAGCAGCCUUCAUCUUCUGGAGCUGCAAACAGCACUGGUACUGGAAAUACUGCUGGCCCUUCCCCAAAUUCUGCACCCUCAACUCCAUCAACCCAUACCCCUGGUGAUGGGUUGUCUAUGGCUGCAAAUAUGCAUGUGAAUAAUUUGUCUAAAAGUUUGAUGAUGUAUGGUGCAGAUGGACCAGGUGGACUUGCAUCAUCUACAAAUCAGCUGGAAGGCAUGGAACCCUUUGGAGAUGGCUGCUUGGAGGAUAAUGUAGAAUCAUUUUUAUCCCCACAUGAUGAUGGUGAUCCUAGCUUAUUUGGUGCACUAAAGAGGAGUCCUACUGAGCAUAACACAGACUCUUCAAAAGCUGCCUUGUUCCCAGGCUUUACUUUCCAGGAGGUUGGUUGUCUUCGUUCAAGUACAAGCAAAGUCAUCUGCUGCCAUUUUUCUUCUGAUGGAAAAUUGCUGGCUAGUGCUGGGCAUGAGAAGAAGGCUGUCCUGUGGAACAUGGACACGCUGAAAACAGAGUCUACUCCUGAAGAACACACACACUUGAUCACAGAUGUUCGAUUUAGACCUAGCUCAUCUCAACUGGCAACAUCUUCCUUUGACAGAACUGUGCGGAUGUGGGAUGCUGCUGAUCCAAGCUAUUGUCUACAUGCAUUUACUGGUCAUGGAACUGCUGUAAUGUCUCUAGAUUUUCAUCCCAAAAAAACGGACAUUCUGUGCUCGUGUGAUGGCAAUGGUGAAAUUCGCUUGUGGAGUAGUUUUUCAUGCACACGUAUUUUCAAGGGUGCAACGGCACAAGUGAGAUUUCAACCUAGAGUUGGGCAACUUUUAGCUGCAGCAGCAGACAAUUUAAUAUCUGUCUUUGAUUUUGAGUCCGAUAGGCGGACACAUGCACUGCAGGGUCAUGCUGAAAGAGUACAUUCUAUUUGUUGGGAUGCAAAUGGGGAUUAUCUUGCAUCUGUAAGUGAGGAUUCUGUAAGAGUCUGGUCCUUAGCCUCUGGUGGCCAGUGCAUCCAUGAACUCAGCUCUAAUGGGAACAAGUUCCAUUCAUGUAUUUUUCAUCCUGCGUAUCCAACACUCUUGGUAAUUGGAGGAUACCAGUCACUGGAGCUCUGGAACAUGGUGGAUAACAAAACCAUGUCGGUGGCAGCUCAUGAAGGUCUGAUAGCAGCAUUAGCUCAAUCACCCUCUACUGGUAUGGUGGCAUCUGCCAGCCAUGAUAAAUGUGUGAAAAUAUGGAAAUAAAUGUGUGCGAGACUCUGGUUUGGUUUGUCAUUCUUGCAUGGGGGAGUAUUUGAAAAUGCAUUCGCCCCCUUCCUGUUGGUUCUAAAUGCAAUAAAAUCCCUUUUCUUGGUUUUC
Nymphaea colorata (pocket water lily) is the source of this 3460-nucleotide messenger RNA. RefSeq names its product transcriptional corepressor LEUNIG_HOMOLOG. The coding region runs from base 938 to 3346 and encodes 802 amino acids. The record is from RefSeq and is a predicted model, not a curated record. The transcript has 19 exons. Gene Ontology annotation, molecular function: transcription corepressor activity; protein binding. Lineage: Eukaryota; Viridiplantae; Streptophyta; Magnoliopsida; Nymphaeales; Nymphaeaceae.